CUUUACUCGCCGGGGCAGAGAGAGGAAAGUAAUAAAAGGCGCGCGGUUGGGCCCCCGCAAGUCAGUGUCUUUGACGAGACGCAAGCGACCUGCAACACCACGAUGGCUACCCUGGAAGAACUUAGCAGGGGCCUGCCCCUGGACCCCCUGCCACCCUUCCGCCCUCGGGACCCCAACCUGCCGCACGCACCUAACAGAAAACACACCCUCAAUGCAAAUCAAAAAAAGCUGGCGCUGAAGAAUGCCCUGCGAUACUUUCCAGCGCGGCUCCACGCCGAGUUAGCCAUCGAGUUUUACGAUGAGCUACAGCAGUUCGGCCACAUCUACAUGUACCGCUUCCGCCCCACCCUCCCUCUCAGGGCAUACCCAAUUUGGGAGUACCCGGCGCGCACAAAGGCUGGCGCGGCUCUGCUGCUGAUGGUGAUGAACAACCUGGACCCACAGGUGGCGCAGUACCCUGAGGAGCUGGUCACGUACGGCGGCAACGGCCAAGUGCUGUCCAACUGGGCGCAGUUCCGCAUCCUUUGCGGCUACCUGUGUCAGAUGGGCGACGACCAGACCCUGUCGCUGUACUCAGGCCAUCCGAUGGGUCUAUUCCCGAGUGCAGCGGGCUCCACCCUGAGCCCCAGGGCGGUCAUCACCAACGGCCUGGUGGUGCCAUCAGCGGGACACUCGCGCGCUCAGUACGAUGACCUUUUUGCCCUGGGGGUCACGCAGUUUGGCCAAAUGACCGCUGGCAGCUUCUGCUACAUCGGCCCUCAGGGUAUCGUCCACGGCACCACCAUCACUGUGGUCAACGCGGCUCGCAAAUACCUGCACAGAGACACCCUCGAGGGUGUCGUUUACGUCACCUCAGGCCUUGGUGGCAUGAGCGGUGCACAGGCCAAGGCUGCAGUCAUUGCCGGCUGCGUCGGGGUGGUCGCCGAAGUCGACCCUGUCGCUCUCAAUAAGAGACACGCUCAGGGUUGGCUAACGGAGGUGGAGGAGGAUCUGGACCUAUUAGUUGAGAAAAUCAGGAAGGCCAAGGCAGAGAAAAGGGCCGUCAGCAUUGGCUACUUAGGCAACGCGGUGUCACUGUGGGAGCGCCUGGCUGACGAGCACCGCCGGACCGGAGAGAUCCUUGCUGAACUUGGCUCCGACCAAACGUCCCUGCACGACCCUUUUGGCGGUGGGUACUGGCCCGUCCAACUGCCGCACGCCGAAGCUAAGAAGCUGCUGGUGGAGGACCCUGAUGCCUUCAAAGGCCUGGUGGAGGAGUCGCUGCGGCGUCAGGUGGCGGCCAUCAACCACCUGGCCCAAAACGCUGCCCUUCACUUCUGGGACUACGGCAACGCCUUUCUGCUGGAGGCCAGCAGGGCAGGCGCGCCUGUCGACGGUCCUGACGGCACCUUCAGGUACCCCUCCUACGUCCAGCACAUCAUGGGGGAUGUGUUUUCGUUGGGUUUUGGGCCCUUCCGCUGGGUGUGCUGCUCGGGAGACCCUGAGGAUCUGCGCGAGACCGACCUGAUCGCAGCUCGAAUCAUGGAAGCUGCUUUAAAAAAAGAGAAGGACGAGCCAGUGGCCGCGCAAUUGCGCGACAACCUGAUGUGGAUUAGGGAGGCGGAAGGUCACGCCCUGGUUGUCGGCUCGCAGGCCAGGAUUUUAUAUGCAGACGCCAAAGGUCGCGCAGACACUGCCGUCGCCUUCAACCAGGCUAUCAGGGACGGACGGAUCAAGGGUGAGGUGGUGAUAAGCCGCGACCACCACGACGUGAGCGGAACAGACAGUCCAUACCGCGAGACGUCAAAUAUAACCGAUGGGUCGAGCGUGUGUGCGGACAUGGCGGUGCACAACUUUGUUGGCGGCGCCUUCCGCGGCGCCACAUGGGUGGCACUACAUCAUGGCGGCGGCGUUGGAUGGGGCGAGGUCAUUAAUGGUGGCUUUGGCCUCUUGCUGGAUGGCUCAGACGAGGCCUUCGAGCGGGCUCGAACGUUGCUGCCUUUUGAUGUCAACAACGGCGUCGCUCGAAGGUGCUGGGCUGGAAACGAGAACGCGCGUCUGGCCAUCAACAGGGCCGCUUCCGCUGACCCCAGACUCGCAAUCACCCUGCCGCACACUGUCCUUGAUGACAGCCUUCUUGACAAACUCGUACAGUAGAUUUUAAAAAUUUGUAACCGGAUUUUAAAAAAUUUAAUAAAAGUUAUUUUACAUCACGA
This is a messenger RNA of Neocloeon triangulifer, 2195 nucleotides long. Its product is annotated as urocanate hydratase-like. The transcript has 7 exons. Gene Ontology annotation, molecular function: urocanate hydratase activity. NCBI's taxonomy places the organism in Eukaryota, Metazoa, Arthropoda, Insecta, Ephemeroptera, Baetidae. The record is from RefSeq and is a predicted model, not a curated record. Gene Ontology annotation, biological process: L-histidine catabolic process. The coding region runs from base 103 to 2136 and encodes 677 amino acids.